CUUUCUCUCUCUCUCUCUCUCUCUCUCUCUCUCUCACUAGGUCGGUGCUGAAACGCUCUCAAAUUUCAGGGAGCCCCACAUGGAUCGGAGCUGGGAUGACCAAGAAGGCGACUGGUACAGUAGAAAAACCUCCACCGCCUUUGACCGAACUUUCAGGAUUUUUAUCGAACACCUAGUCGGCGUAACUAUUCGAGCCCCUUAUAUACCCACUCCCAAGCUCCCCAAACCGCCAUUUUUCACCCACCACACCCACCUUCCCUCCCUCUCUCUCUCUCUCUCUCUGUCUUACCCAGUUCACUGCCAUUAACAAAGAGUGAGAAUUUCGUUCUAUGAGCCCAAAAGACAAGAGCCACCCAAAGUCUCCACCCACUUCAGCUGAAUUCGACCCGGAAUCAAUUGGGUUAUCGGAAUUUCGACUCGAAGUGUCGGAACCGUUACUGGGUUCUCAGCCGAUUCCUUCGUUCACUUCUGUAAUGGAGUUCGAAGCCUUCUCUUCUGUAAAACCAUUGGGGGCUUUUAACUUCACUGAAAAAGUUUCAAUUCCAACGUCCUCUAUGGGCGGCGGUGGUGCGGAGGACGUGGUUGUUCCGCCGCAGCCACUGGAAUGUCUGCAGGUCACUCUGGUGCCUCCGUUUCUGUCCAAGACUUUCGAUUUGGUCGAGGACCCCUCGCUGGAUUCGAUCAUAUCGUGGGGCUCCGGCGGCCGCAGCUUCGUGGUGUGGGACCCAUCGGAGUUUUCCAGAUUCAUCUUACCGAGGAACUUCAAGCACAACAAUUUCUCAAGUUUUGUGCGGCAGCUUAAUACUUAUGGUUUUCGCAAGGUUGACACAGAUAAGUGGGAGUUUGCGAAUGAAGCUUUUCAGAAGGGCAAAAGACAUUUGUUGAAGAGGAUCCAGAGGCGCAAGUCACCUCAGUCUCUGCAAGUUGGGAGCUUUACUGGGCCUUCUGCGGAAGCAGGGAAGUCUGGAGUCGAAGGUGAGAUAGAGACAUUGCAGAAAGAGAGGAGUAUGUUAAUGCAGGAGGUUGUUGAAUUGCAGCAGCAGCAGCGGGGCACAGUUGACCGUAUGAAGGUAGUGAAUCAGAGGCUUCAGUCUGCGGAGCAGAGACAGAAGCAGAUGGUUUCUUUCUUGGCCAAGAUGCUUCAGAACCCGGCAUUCGUGGCCCGACUUCAACAAAAGACUGGACAGAAAGACAGAGGCUCUUCAAGGGUGAGGAGGAAAUUUGUUAAGCAUCAGCAGCAUGAACUCAGUAAGUCAGAUUCAGAUAUGGAAGGCCAGAUUGUGAAGUACCAGCCUGCUUGGAGAAACCAAACCAUAUCCUCUACAGCGCCGGAUUCAAAUCCAGUUCUUGAACAAUCUCCUCAUUAUCCUUCACAAGUUACGACAGGAAAACUGGGUUUGGAUGCUGAAAGCACGGCAUUCCAAUUUGUGGACGCUGCACUAGAUGAAUUAGCAAUCACACAAGGAUUUCUUCAAACACCAGAGCAAGAAGGCGAAGGGGCAUCAAGCAUGGUAACUGAAGAUCCUUUUUUCAAAGGGAAGAGUGUUCUAAGCCCACAACAAGAGGCUAAUCCCGAGCAUUAUGUCUCUUUCGAGGAAGGUUUGUUGAAGGACAGGACUUUUCCAGAACUGUUUUCUCCAGGGUUGGAGAGCAUGAUUAAACAAGAAGACAUAUGGAGCAUGGAUUUUGAUGUCAGUGCCGGUAUGUCAACUUCUAUGAAUGAGUUAUGGGGUAAUCCAGUCAACUAUGAUGUGCCAGAGGUGGGAGUGACGGGUGGAUUGUUAGAUGUCUGGGAUAUCGAUCCCCUGCAAGAGGCAGGAGGGUUGGGAAUCAAUAAGUGGCCAGCCCAUGAAUCUGCAUUUGAUGAGCCUCAGAGUCAAGGUGUCCAGUCUGCAUCUAAAACUACUGAUCCGUAGGGCUGCAUUUGCUGCCCUUUCGGAUCCUAGUCAUUUUAAGUUGCAGGGGUCAGGGGUCUAUUAUAUGGACGGUUUAUUAAUGAAUAUAUUAAUUUGAUAACAAAGUCUUACUCUUU
Molecule: messenger RNA, 2032 nt
Organism: Pyrus x bretschneideri (Chinese white pear)
Lineage: Eukaryota; Viridiplantae; Streptophyta; Magnoliopsida; Rosales; Rosaceae
Product: heat stress transcription factor A-3
Biological process (GO): regulation of transcription by RNA polymerase II
Cellular component (GO): nucleus
Molecular function (GO): DNA-binding transcription factor activity; RNA polymerase II cis-regulatory region sequence-specific DNA binding
Source: RefSeq, a predicted model, not a curated record